ACAUAUUGUACUGUAAUGGAAAUGCAUCACGUUCGUUGCUAUAACAACGAUUGUACAUACAUUGUAUGUAUGUACAUGCAUAUGUACAUACACUAUUGUGCACCGUGAAAUUAUGCUGUAUACCAUAUUAAGUGUACAGUGUUGUACAUAUGUGUACUUAUAUGAUAUAUAUGUAAAUAAUGUUAAAUGCGAACACUAAGACUCAUAUUUAAUAAACAAUUCGUUUGGUUAUGUGUAGGAAAUUCUCCUAAUUAAUAUAAUUCUGUAAUCAAUCGAAAUACUAUGUAUUAAAAAGUUAUUUAUAUAAGAGAAGGUCAUUAUCUCAUACUGGUUUUGUAACCAAAUAUGCAGACAGAAGGUAUAGAAUAGACAAAUUUGGAGUGACAUAUUUGAACUAAAGACACAAUGGGUGAUGCAUUGGAUUUUUUUACAAAAUAUCACAAUAUAUCCAAUAAACUAAAAAAACGAUUCUUGAGGAAGCCAAAUGUUGCUGAAGCAAGUGAUCAAUUUGGAAUCCUGGCUGCAGAAUGUGAGCAAAAAGAAUUAUGGCAAUAUGCAGGCUUGUGUUUAUUAGCUGCAGCUAGGUGUCAGGGGACAUUAGAUAAUAUAUUAUUUGAAUUAAAUUUUUUGAUCAAAGCAGGUAGAGAAUUUCUUGUGGCGAACAAGAAAGAAAAAGAUAUAGGGUGUCCUCCUGUUGGACAAGAGAAUACACAGGCUGCUAUAAGUUGCUUUGGCCAUGCUCUAGCACGUUGUCAGAAUCAAACAGGAUUUAGUACAAUGUCUGCUGGAUUAGCUUUAGAAUUGGCAAUAGCUCUAGGCCCUACUCCAGCAGGUAUACAACAAUUAUACAAAGCUAUUGGCAUUUUUCCAACUGUAAAAGCUAUUAGUACAUUGGUAUCUUAUCAUAUUAAGCAAGGAGAUUAUGUAUCUGCUCUACAAAUUAUUAAUGAGCUUGUUGAAUUUAUUGAAAUUUAUAUCAAUACGGGAGCAAAAGGGAACUACAGUGUUAUACUACAUAGGUGUGAAGUAACUAGAGUAUUACUGCUACUUAUACUUCAACCAUCACCACAAAGGCUAGCACCUUCUUUGGCUCAAGUUCUGGAGAAGUAUGCAUGGAUAGAAGAAUCUUCAAACGUCGACUUCAAUAUGAGUGAAGACGAAUUGCUACUAUUACAAUCUUUAGUAUUGGCAUCUCAAUCGCAUGAUUACCAAGCACUACUGGAACUGGAGGGUGAAUUGUGGCCCUACUUGGAUGCAGAACAAAGAGAGUUAUUGCAUAAGUUAAUUCAAGUAUUAACGACACAAUGAAUAAACAUUGUAAAGACAAUAAAAAAAGGGAAAAAAAGCUUUGUAAAUACUUUUAUAAACGCACCCAGCGUUUUAUCUUUGUCUGUUUUAUAAUGGUCCAAGAAUAGAUUGCUUUGAUUAAACAAA
Megalopta genalis is the source of this 1434-nucleotide messenger RNA. RefSeq names its product 40-kDa huntingtin-associated protein. NCBI's taxonomy places the organism in Eukaryota, Metazoa, Arthropoda, Insecta, Hymenoptera, Halictidae. The record is from RefSeq and is a predicted model, not a curated record. Gene Ontology annotation, cellular component: early endosome. Gene Ontology annotation, biological process: vesicle cytoskeletal trafficking.